This is a messenger RNA of Marmota flaviventris (yellow-bellied marmot), 1017 nucleotides long. The record is from RefSeq and is a predicted model, not a curated record. Lineage: Eukaryota; Metazoa; Chordata; Mammalia; Rodentia; Sciuridae.
CGUGACUGACGGCCAUGACAGCUACCGAGGCGGCAGUGCUCACCGAGCAUGGGCGGGGGCUGCCGCACUGUCGCAGUCACCUCAAAACGCUCCUUUCACUGGACUUUUCUAACUUCUCCCUGGUCCUUCCUCUUGGGCUUCAGUGUCGUCCCCCGAGAGGAAGGAAAGAGGUGGUGGGCUUCCCAAGCCGAGAAAGGAUGCCGCAAUAGCUAUGGCGGCCCUCGGCGGAGUGGGGCGGCCUCAACCUAACAGGGGCGGGGCCUCGGGGGCGGGGCCUUGGCGGGGCGGCCUCUUCGGAGCCGCAAAGUUUGGCUGUGGCGGCAAAUGGGCUUGGGCGGCUCCUCGGCGGGUGGCGGUGGUGGCCUUAGCGGUUCCUCCUGGCUCUGUUAAUGUCGGGGCCAGGCCCGGGGAGGAUGGCGCCCUAGAGCCCGGCCUUGCUGGGUAGGGGCGGGAGGGGACGGGGUGGGGACCGGCCAUGUCGGAGGUGACCCGGAGUCUGCUGCAGCGCUGGGGCGCCAGUUUUAGGAGAGGCGCCGACUUCGACUCUUGGGGCCAGCUGGUGGAGGCGAUAGACGAGUAUCAGAUAUUAGCAAGACAUCUACAAAAAGAGGCCCAAGCUCAACACAACAAUUCUGAAUUCACAGAAGAGCAAAAGAAAACCAUAGGCAAAAUUGCAACAUGCUUGGAAUUGCGAAGCGCAGCUUUACAGUCCACACAGUCCCAGGAAGAAUUUAAACUGGAGGACCUGAAGAAGCUAGAACCAAUCCUAAAGAAUAUUCUCACAUAUAAUAAAGAAUUUCCAUUUGAUGUUCAGCCUGUCCCAUUAAGGAGAAUUUUAGCCCCUGGUGAGGAAGAGCAUUUGGAAUUUGAAGAAGAUGAAGAAGAAGGUGGUGCUGGAGCAGGGUCUCCUGAUUCUUUUCCUGCUAGAGUGCCUGGUGGGUACAAAAAAUGUACAUUAUAUAAUUCAAGGUCAGGUGUUUGGAACUUACUUUUGUACUAGUUAGUGGCGGGUAAAAC